Porites evermanni is the source of this 3211-nucleotide messenger RNA. The record is from the annotation of a GenBank genome assembly. Lineage: Eukaryota; Metazoa; Cnidaria; Anthozoa; Scleractinia; Poritidae.
AUGGAAUCAACGCAUUUUUCUGAAAGACAAGUAACCACGUCCUUGGGGAUUUACCCAAAGGGAAUCUUAGUUUUUGCGUAAAAAUCAUACGCUGAGCAUCCCGGAUUUCACAGGUUCAGGGCAUGGGGCUCCCUCAAAUUUUUCAUAGAGCAUAGUCUUGGAGACAGUGUAUCUCAGUGUAUACUGUGCUUGCGCUUUUCAACGUCGAAAUAACCAUGAUCCUAUCUUCUCAGAAAAAACGCGUGGAUCACUUUACGUUUCUGUGAAAAUGCCCACCUACCCCUCCCCUAAACCAACAUUAACACUUAGUUCUUAAUUACUUAGGGCAAAAUGCUGGCUUAGGGGAGUGGUAGGUGGGCAGUUUCACAGAAACGUAAAAUGAUCCAAAAGCUUUGUCACUAAACUUUAACUUCGCCCCACGUAAGGUAAUCCAAGACAGUCUUGAACUCUGGACUCCACGUUGUGGAUUCCGGAUUCCAGGUGCUGGAUUCCGGAUUCCUUUUCAGUAAAACUCGGAUUCUGGAUUCCAAUCGUUAGCGGGAUCCCGGAUUCCUAGCACUGAAUUUCGGAUUCAAAAGCUCGGGAUUCUGGAGUUUGGCAAGCAAAAAUUUCUUAGCCGGCAUCGCAGACAGUCUAAAUACCCGAUAUGGACUGUAUCGAGUUUUCUAUUUAGUUCUCGAGUGACCAGUUCCGGAAUCUGGAUUACCUUACAAAGGCAGAUUGACUGAUGAGACCUUGUGAACUUCACUGAGACUGCAAAACGAUAGGAAUCUCAAGCUCAGACUCCUGCGCACAAACGCGCACGAACCUCCUAGUCCUCAAAAACUCAUCAUCGUUCCCAGAGCCUCUCUUCUUUCUAUGACCUGCCUAAGGUGAAGCCUGGAGUAAAACACGUGCUUUGUUGUAUCGCUAUGACGAUCAUCAGGGGCAUCCAACGACGUUUUUUCUCUAAAGUAACGGUUCUAAGAAGCAAGUAUUGCCUAGAAAUUUCUAAAGUUCGAGAAAGGCUUAAAAAUUUGGAGGUAACUUUUCUAAUAAAUGUACAGCUACUCAAGUCCUCGAACUUUCAAACGGACCAACAGUUUUUUAAUGUGGAAACUUUUGAGUGUGACGAAAAAGCCACCUAAAACUUUCGAGUUGACCGAACGUCCACUAUAUCAUUGAAAAAGCAAAUAGUUUUUAGGGCAACUCAGGGCAACCAUAUGAGACACUCCUGACACUCCUGACGCUCCUGACGUAUUUAGAAACAUGCGGUCGUUGGGUCGUUGCCAGUUGGCAACCUCGUUCCCAGGUUCCAUUCCUACUCGUCCCUCGGAGACGAGUAGGAGAGGAUCCUGGGAACGAGGUUGACCAGUUGGGUGCUCCUCUGGGUCUUCUUGGUUCAUAAGCGCUUUAAUGGAGAAGUGAUUGUUUUGCGAUUCUUUAUUACAGUAAAGAAGAACUGCGCUGAACUGUACAAAUCUGGCCAAAGAACCAGUGGAGUUUACGCAAUUGACCCUGAUGGUUCAGGCGCCUUUGAUGUUUUCUGUGAUCAAAAAGCCGCUGGUGGAGGUUGGACCGUCAUCCAAAAAAGAUUGGACGGUUCAGUCGAUUUUCAGCGAGGAUGGAGUGACUACAAGCGCGGAUUUGGUAGCUUGAAUGGCGAGUUUUGGCUCGGACUCGAUAAGAUGAAUCGCUUGACAAAAACAAAAAGCCGACUUCGAGUGGAGCUCGAAGACACGAAAGGAAAUACUGCUUAUGCUGAAUAUGAUUUCUUUGCCGUGGCAAGUGAGAGAGCUUUGUACAAAAUGAGCCUUGGAAAUUAUUACGGUGAGUGAUAGUGAUAAAAACAAGUGAACUUCGGCAAACAAAAGACAUCCUAAAAGCCGUUAUCAGGAGCAGUACGUUAGGAAAUUUAAAAAAAAUACACAAGCACUGUCCUAUAGAAAUUCCCACAGAAAUUCCAUACUGAUGACCGUGAAAAUCAAUGUUUACAUAAUAAAUCCGGUAGUCAUGGGGUUCCAAAUAUAAAUCUGUCUAAUUUUACGUGUGUUCUGGUCGAUUUUGGUAAAGUGUUUUGCUUAUCUGCCAACAAGCUCCAGCAAAACUCAAAUGCUUCUUCUAGAGAAGAAACAAGAACGAGAAGUCCGAAGACUACAGCAAAGCUGAUUUAAAACAACGUGUAUUGUGUUUUACUCCAUCUAUAUAAUAUUGUGAUUGCUACAUAAGUUCAGUAACAUCUGUAAACCUGAAGAAGGCUGGUAUGGCCAGCCGAAAUAUUGUUAUAAAACACAAUACACGUUGUUUUAAAUCAGCUUUGCUGUAGUCUUCGGACUUCUCGUUCUUGUUUCUUUAUAUUUUGGCUGAUUUGAUCUCUUUUCUAGAGAUCCAACGUUUACAACUAGCAGGAUCUUCGUCCACGGUUUUUGCAGUUAAUUUAAUCCUUUAUUCUAGAGAAGACUAUAUUCCAAAAAUAUUGACUGUUUUGUUAGAGAUUCAUCGCGCUUUACAUUUGACCUUUGUGGCCUUUUUUCUUUUGUCUGUCAUUUGUAAACAAUAGCUUAAACAAUGUAACUACUCUGUCGACCAAUCAGCGCUUCUGACCGGAUUCUGGACAGAUUUUACGUCAUCAGUACGGAAUUUCCAUCGCUGAGUCGCAGACGUUCCUCUGCGCGAAGCGUCCUCAGCGGCGAAGAGCGAGGAGAAACGGAUGUUUUUGCAGGCUAUCAUUUCGGUCAAGUCUUUAUAGUGACACGCGGCCGACCCCACAACAUCUUGCCGCAAACAUCGCACUCGAGAAAAAACCUCUGUCACCUAGGGUAGCACUUCGCCUUACUCGGCUAGGAAAUCUGCACAUAUGAUCAAUAUUCCAAUAUGUGCACCAAUAUUGCAGGGGCUGUGCUGAGGGCGGGGUGAUGUCCUUUUUAGGGCUACUGCAUGCAUACAUUUUUUCUUUCUUUCUUUUCUAGGGACUGCUGGAGAUUCUUUGGGUUAUCACGCUGGAUCUGCGUUUUCAAGUAAAGAUCGCGAUAAUGAUCAAACCUCAGGCAACUGUGCUGCGUCCUUUAAAGGGGGGUGGUGGUUUAACAACUGUGUGACCGCCAGUCUUAAUGGUGUGUACUAUCACGGACAGCACUCAUCUGACCAUGAUGGUAUUAACUGGCGCGCAUGGAAGGGUCGAAAAUACUCGGCUAAAAGAGCUGAGAUGAAGAUCAGACCAGUGGAUUUCUAA